AGGAAAAGCCGCGGCCGGUCCCGCCCCGGCGGCUGGGCCCCGGCGUGCGGCGUGUGGGGAGGCGGCGCCGCGCAGCUAUGGCGGAGCAGGGAGGCGGCGGGAGCCCCGGGCGGCCGGCGGGGCGGAAGAUGUCCCUGCAGAGAUGUGAAACAUGUAGCAAAGAGGAAGCUAAGUACAGAUGUCCACGAUGCAUGAAAUAUUCGUGCAGUCUGAUGUGUGUAAAGAAGCAUAAGCUUACACUGAGCUGUAAUGGAGUCAGGGAUAAAACAGCGUUUAUCUCUGUAAACGAAUUUACUGACUUGAACCUUUUGAGUGAUUAUCGUUUCUUGGAAGAUGUAGGAAGGACAGCUGAUGCUGCUGCUAGACGUCCUACUAUGCAUAGUCCCGCAACAAAAAAACUUUUAUAUUGCUUGAGAAAUAAAGCUCGAAGGUGUAAUAUUGACCUGAGAACGCUGCCCAUUGGAUUUACAAAAAGAAGAGAAAAUUCAACCACCUUCAAUUGCAUGGAGAAAAAGUUCUACUGGCAUUUGAAGCUCAUAUUUCCUCACUGUCAUGCUGAAUACACUUUAAAAGGGGUGCCUGAUGAUAAAACACUCGCUGAUAUCCUUAAGCCAUACAUUGAUCCAGUGGAGUCAGAUCCUGUAGUUUGUCAAAGAUUAAAAAUCUAUACAGUGGCUCCUCAGUCAGAUGUACAAAUUUUAAUGAAAAUUGAAAACAGGAAACAGAACUCUGUCAGGUACAAUGAACUGGAUGCCAGUAGAAGCCUCCUAGACAAUUUGAAAGGCAAAGUAAUAAUUGAGUAUCCAACAUUAUUUGUGGUCCUAAAAACAUUGAAGAAUGACAUGGUGGUUCUUGGCCAAGAUGGCAGUGAACCUGCAGAGAACUCAGACAGUGAAAGUUCAUCCCUUUCGUCUGUGGAAGAAGGGGAAAUUCGGGACAGUUUGUGACAGUUCUUUGAGAGAAGAGGGUGGAGUCAGAAUUUUUUUACUCUUAUAAUUAUUUAAUUAAAUUUAUUUUAUACCAAAUGAGUUCUCAGAGGUUUGGUUUGAUUUCCUUCACUAAAAGCAGCACUUCCAAACUGCCUGUCUAUUUUUGGAUUUAGUAGUGUAUGUUUAGGGAUGUAAGUAAAAAAUGGGGAAUUGCCGAUUACAGAAAAAACUGAUAUUCUUGUUUAAUUGCAGCCUUUUGUCCAUGUAUCUUUCAUAAAUCAGAGUAGCCCAAAUUUUAACAUUUCCAGGUUAAUUUCAACUAUAUUUUUUUUUCCUUUUACCCUAACAGCUCAGUGUCUGAUUUCAGAGUUUAUAAAUACCUGAUCACAUAUUUGUAUUUAUACGUGGAUUUGAGUCUUAAUGCUUAAACUUACUGAAAAAAACCACUGUGUUUCAUUAGAUUAAUUUUCUUUUAGGGUGUGUCUAUGUCAUGCUGAGCUGCUGCAAAUGAUUUUACUUUGCUUUUUGCUUUAAUCUUCUGUGGUGGCAUUUUGCGUGCCUGGUGCGAUACAUGUUUUUUAUUCCUUCAUUGCAUCUUGUUUAAUGUGUUUAAGACAGGUCAAACCAUGUUUCAGGGUGGCAUGUUGGUGAACGUUUAAUCGUCUACCCUGACCUUCUAAAUUAGUGUGGGUUUUAAAAUCGAUAGAAAUGGAUACAUAAAGUGUCGCUAGUGCUAAUAUUUUGGACUUACAUAUAAUGCUUAUGUUAUGCAUCUCAUAUUACUAGUUUACCUGCUAAAGCCAGGUAUUGUAAAUAUUCACUGGAGUAUCAACUAAGCCUACCUACUUAAAAACAAAUAAACCUUAAAAAAAGAGUCCUGUACUGUAUCAUCUGCUGACAAUAGAAAUCUGCUGUUAACUUCUGGGAAGAUUUUGAGAUCACAGACCCCUUCUCACUGUGUGUAAGUCCCCGGGGCAGGGGGGGUGGGGGGGUGUCUGUUGGGGGAUGAGAACAGCAUGUGCUGUGAGCGGUGUGAGACUGGUGAGCCCCUCUGCACGCUUGCACCAGGCAGUUCUCAGGAAUUAGCACAGGUGGUUGGGAUUGGUUUGCAAGGGUCUAACUACUAAGUCAGUACAUGUCAAGUCAUAAGGAUACGAUCACUUUGUAGACAGCGCUGUGAGGUUGUCGCUCCCGUUGUUGUUACCCCAGCCUGUUUGUCUCCUGCUGGAGACAGGCACCCUUGUGACGAAAGUUGAUGGCGUGGGAUGCACGCCACACUGCCAUGAAGGUGGGUUUUCAAUACAAUGGUACUUCCUGCCAGUGCUGGCAUCGUAAGUGGAAAGACAACAGAAAGCAGUGAAGGAGCGUGUUGAGGUGACAGGAGGCUGUGGCAGCAGUAUGGGAGAGGGCUGGGGGCUGCCAGACUCGCUCAAGGCUUCAGGGCACCAGGCUGUCGGUUCCUUACCGGCCAUGCUGCGGGGAGAGGAUUUUGGAGAUGUUAAAAGUUUUAGAAGUGUAUUUUUUUCCACACCUUUGCAAACAAAUUGUCAUUAAAAAAAUUGUUCACCGUGACACCUAGCUACUGGUUUGGAAAGUUUUCUCACAGCGGUAUCUAUCAUGUGUCCUUUCCCUUGUGUGUUUUGCAGCCCCUGGUAAAACAGGGAAGUUUUUCUUCUUGCCUGGCAGUAGCCACCUGUGCUCUAUUUUCCUUUUUAGUCAUUGUUGGUCCUCUGCCCACCUCUUGUUUCAAUGUUUGUUUUUUUAACCCUUUUUAAAGAACCAGGAUUCCUAGCUAUAGGUGCUGCUUUCAUAUUUUUUCAGUUCAGUGGAAGUGAAUAAGCUUUUCCUAAUCAGUGAUUACUGCACAUUGACUUGGUAGCCACAAAUUACUUUAAACCAGUCUUGAACUCGUUCAUAACACCACUGAUAAAAGAGCAGAACAGCAAAGCUGCCACAGUUCAUUUGCUGGAAAAUGUUUCAUCUGGAGUAAGAGCGUGGCAUUUCUAUUAAGAUUCACAGUGCAUGGCGGAAACAAGAACACUGCAAAUAUUAGUGUUGAUCUGCAUGUGUGUGUGAUUAGUCUUUGGCUGAGGAACGCAGAUUUGUAAUUUGCAUUACUUCCAUACUUUCUCGAAGGUUUUCGUUAAUUGUGUGAAAGGGUUUGCCUGUGCUGGGUUUUUUUCUUCCAUAAAUCUAGGGUAAGCUUCCUUGUGAGUUAAAACACAAUGGUAAUGUCUUUUUAAAUGAAGGUGCUGUUGAAUCUAUUCUUCAGAUGCAAAUCUAUUCCUAUCUUAAAGAAGGUCUUAAAAAAUGAUUAAGGAACAUUCCUGUGGUGGUUACUAGAACUUAAAUUUCCCAAACAAAGCUGGGAAUCAUCUUCCAGGAUUCAAUCAAAUCAAGAAUAAAAGGCCUUGGUAGCACUUGCCAUUCAUUCCCAGGUUACUAUUUACCUAUUCUUACUUAGUUUUGGUAAAGGUUACACUAGUUUGAACAGUGGCAAUUCAUCAAAUGCAAGCCAAGAUGGAAUCGAAGUAUUUUUAUUAAGUUUUGCUAAACUUCUUCCAUUUUUCAUUAUAGAAACGAAUCAAAAUGAUGGUGUCUGGCUAAAAGCACAGCCUUACUGAUGACAGUUGACCAGUGCGGGUCCUGCAACAAUGGGCUGUGUCUCUCCAGGGAAAGGACUUUCCAGAGAAACACAUCAAGAAAAGAUAUAACUGGUUUAUCUUCCCCUGGCCCAGUGUCAGUUUUUUGUGGCUGUGCGUGGGGACCCAGAGCAGCAUGAAGCGCUGUGUAUGACAGAGGCUCCUCUGGGUGCUGGUGCUCCCAUAGACAGUAAGUACCCAGCACCAAACCGGAGCACACCAGAGGUUUACAACCAUGUGGAUUCUGGAGGAAGAUCUUACUAAAUCCAAUGUGCAGCCCUUUUUUGUAUCAUGUUCAAUUCCCUCUUUCUCAUUCUCUUUUUCCUCUGACCAUCCUUCACCACACGUUUCUUCCAUCUCUCCUCCUCUUCUCCUUUUCCAUGUUCCAGUCUUUUUUCCCUGUGGCCUUCCCUCUUCUAGUGUGUCCUGGUUUUGUCUGGGAUAGAGUUAAUUUUCUUCCUAGUAGCUGGUAUAGUGCUGUGUUUUGGAUAUAGGAUGAGAAUAACGUUGGUAGCACACCGACGUUUUAGCUGCUAAACAGUGCUGACACUAAGUCAAGGACUUUUCAGCUUCCCACCCCACCAGCAAGCAGGCUGGGGGCACAAGAAGCCAGGAGGAGAUGCAGCCAGGACAGCUGCCCCAAACUGGCCACAGGGAUAUCCCAUACCGUAUGUCGUCAUGCUCGGUAUAUAAACUGGGGGGAAAGCUGGCCGGGGGCUGCUGCUCGGGGACUGGCUGGGCAUCGGUCAGCGGGUGGUGAGCAGCUGCACUGUGCAUCACUUGUUUUAUAUAUUCUAAUUCUAUUUGUUAUUAUUAUUGUUGUUGUUAUUAUUAUUUUCCUUUCCUUUGCUGUCCUAUUAAACUCUCUUUAUCUCAACCUAUUAAUUUUACUUUUUUGUUCCCAAUUCUCUCCCCCAUCCUGCUGGGUCGGGGGGAGGGAGCGAGCGGCUGUGUGGUGUUCAGCUGCCUGCCGGGUGAAACCGCGAUGCAGUGUUUACCCACCUCGGGCUGGGCCUCUCCCGCAGCCCCUGCCAGGCUGCUGGCUCCUGCGGCACUAAAUCAACCCUCCCCGAGUCAAUGGCUCCUCUCAGUCACUCACAGGAGGUGCAAAUCCAGUGGGGCAAAUUAAGCAUAGCAAUGCACAGGCAGAGCAGCCGAGUAGCCAGAAGGCUUCAGCAGCUAAAAUUCAAGUGGGUUCAGAUGUGGUUUUUUUCUUGCUUUGAUUUACUCGGACUUUAUGCUGAAUUCUUUGAGUAUGGCAUUUCCUAUUUGUUUUCUUCCUCUUCCCUACUGCCCUACUUCAGCUAUGCUUAUGCCUGUCAGGUUUUGUAUCAUCUGUGCCUUGCCUGUGGUUUCUAAUAUUUAGGGGGGGUUGAUUUGCAGUAUUGGUGCUCUUUGCUUUGUAGGUGCGCUGCAUUUUCCUCUGGCUGCUGUCAAGGUGUUGCAGAAGUUCCCAUCAUGUGAAAGUGGAAGGGGGACUUGUGAGCCUCCUAAGCCUGCAGGGAAACAGAGAAGGAAAAUUGGAUGUAUCAGUCAGUUGUGCUUUUUGCUGCUUCAGCGUGUGAACUGCACCACGAUAGAGAUAAACCUUACGCAGAUGGAAGGGACAUAGCAGCAUAAAAGAGGCAAGAAGCAUCCCUGCUGAUGCUCAGCGUGCUCCCGUUGACCAGCAGUACGUACCCCAGGCUGGAUGCAGAAAUGCAAAGCAGUUACAGCCCACUCCUGCUUAGCUCCUUCUGCCCAGUCAGAGAUUCAAAAUACCUUUGUCACUGUCACUUAAGGAUCUGUCAUUAACUUUAUUUUAGUACCAGCCAUUACCAUUUCCUCAGUGAGACAGGUGGAUUAGUUAAUAUAUAUUCACCUACUGUCAUUCACCUGUACUUCAACGCUAGGCUACAUUCAGAAGAUGCAACUGGCAUCAAGCGUAUCCCUAUAGCUGAAGUUUGCAAUGAAAAUACUAUUAUGGGCUUUGGCUAUCCAUGCCACCAAAACAAAACCCACCAAAACAAAACCAGGUGGUCCUAGUCAUAUUUCUUAGUCAUAUGUAUUGUUUUCAUCCCAUGCAGCAAUGUAGUUUGCAAAUAAUAGCAACAUAGCCUGAAAUCUCUUUUUGUUUUCUAGAAGAAAAUUUUCACAGCUGCGUCUCUUGAGUUUCAUGAAGGAGGCUGAGGCAUCAGGAACUUUCCCAGUGUCAGCUGAGAUGAAGGUCCUGGAUGGAGAUCCCCACCCCAGAGAGUUAACCAAAUGGCCUCAGCAGAAACUUCUUCACUUUAAACUUCGGUCCUCGGAGUGCAGGAUUUCCCAGUGGAGCAAUGCAUGCAAACUGACAUCUGUUAAGACAGAAUGAGCAAGCUCAAAAUAAAGUUGCUCAUGGUUGCAAGGAUUUAGUGGAGCUAGCUGAACCUGAUUGCAGUCAAUCAGGUUGUGUCUGAGAAAUCCUUGAUCAAAGCACACUUCCAGGCUGUGGUCCAUAAUGGUUGUCAGCUGUUGUCUGCCUCAGUUUGCAGCUUAACUGCACCUUGGAGACAAGUGCCUCCUGGUUUUGACGGUGUUGUGGGACCACGUGCUCCAGAAUACACUCUUUUUGGUAUGUUCAGGUUUGCUUAUUUGGUUUCUUUUUCUACAUUUGAAAUGUAUGGCAAGCUCUUCUUUCCCCAAAGGUGUUUUGUUUCGUUACAGUUAAUAAUUACAGCUACAUUUCCUUGAGGUUAGUCUGUGUCAGAGCUAGGAGAGCCCUCUGCCGCCUUUCUGAUGCUUUCCCUCCCUCCCUGCUGUUCUUGACCUGGUGGAACGGUUUCUUGUUGCUGAUAUGUGGACCUUCAAAGGGCUUGUCUAGCCUUUGAUUUUUAAGAACACAUUUUUGUAGCUGUUUUCCUGAAGAAAAUGAGUAUUGAUUAGUAUUUUUUUAUCUUUGCAUGCUAAUAGGAGGGGAGGCCUGAUCUGGCAGGAUGCUGAACGUGCUGUGCCACACAGCGAAUUCUGUCACUUACUGUGCUUUCCAGGCUAGCUGCUGGAAAUGUCACAGGAUUAAUUUCAGAAUCCCCUGAGGUGCCUGUUGGCUUUGUCUAGAAUCAUUACUCAUUCUCUGCUACGUACACAAGCUUAUUAAAACACGGUGAGACUUCGGCUGUGUUUGUUGCCUUACUGUUCAUUUCCAUUCUGUUCCAUCUGGACUCUUACCCUUUGCCUACCAAUACAUUACGUGAGCACCUUGCAGUGGCAGCUAGUUGUGCUCCUCUGUUGUGCGUGCUUAUUUUAUGGCACACAUGAGCUAACUGAUGCCAGGAAGCCAGCCAAAACCUCCUCCAGGGCUACUCUGCUGCUAGAGAUCAGUGACUUGCACCGCUUUCUGGCUUGUGCCCCUCGUGUCUAGCCUCUGAUAGCGCAGUGAAAAUAAUCAAUGGCAGACGAGUAAGUAGACACGAUGUCAUCCUUGCAGAUAGGGAGGACUUGCAGGCAGCCAACAGAUCGUCUAUGUGCUUUAAGAAUGUUUGUGGAGAUGGAGUUAUGAUCCAAGAAUGUGCAAAUAGCUGCCCAUCCCAGUGUUACGUGUCUGCGAUUAGGGAGAAGUGCUAAACCAUCUCUAGACUUGAUUAGCAUCCAAAUUUGAAAGAUGUGUCUUGAGCUGGAGCUGGUUGGGGUGAUUUUUCCAGGGGAGUGAGGAGGAAACUAUGUGAAUGGAAUCUCUUCCUCAUCUUAUCUCUGCUGGGGGGUAAAAAAAGAACUGGAGGGAGCCGGCUGGUGAGAGCUGGUGGGCUGCUCUGCAAAAGGGUCCUCGCGUGGGCUCUGUCCUGCAGCCGGGAGUGAGGGGCCUGGUGGCUUGUGCAGACCCACGGGGAGAAGGACAUCUCUUGGAGUCAGCCAGGAAGCCUGUCUGUUGCCCACUGUUUUCCCAGGGACCAGUGUCCUCAGGAAGCAAAUCGUUAGCAGGGGCUAUCGGCAGACUACUUUGUUGUGGAGACUUUUUUAUGAUUGCAUUAAUGUCUCUCUUCAUGUUGUUGUACAAGAAUUAUGACUCCUCGUGUCAGUGUGGAGAUGAAAGCAGGAGCUCUUUUGCAUGGAGCAAGCAUUAAAAGCUAGCUCUUAUGUUAAUCAUAAAAAGAAAAUUAGUGCUGGCUAUUUACUUUCAGAGAAGUUUGCUCUUGCAUUGGUAAUUCUUUUAACUCUUUGCACUCAUCUGUAUCCUCUUGUACACAGUCAGCUAGGUAUUUGUCACUGUCCUCUCUGGCUGCCUGUCCUGGGGUCUGCUUCUGAAAGUCCCCAUGAGCUCAGCUUUUAGACUUAUGGGGGGUCAGAGCAGAAAAAUGGGAGAUAGGAUGGGUCUUUCAGGUGGGCAGUGAGUGAUAACACGACAAUGUUUGUGAUCGGUUGUGAGAGGAAAGCCUCUGGUUUCAAGAACUGGUCUUUUUCAGGAUGUACCCAUACGACAUUUAGCAGUGCCAUGUCAAAAUAAAAAUCAUUGAUUGAAAGUG
This is a messenger RNA of Falco peregrinus (peregrine falcon), 8043 nucleotides long. It is a transcript of the gene ZNHIT6, whose product is annotated as zinc finger HIT-type containing 6. The transcript has 11 exons. The record is from RefSeq and is a predicted model, not a curated record. Gene Ontology annotation, cellular component: nucleus; pre-snoRNP complex. Gene Ontology annotation, biological process: box C/D snoRNP assembly; maturation of LSU-rRNA from tricistronic rRNA transcript (SSU-rRNA, 5.8S rRNA, LSU-rRNA); snoRNA localization. Bases 78 to 947 code for a protein of 289 amino acids. NCBI's taxonomy places the organism in Eukaryota, Metazoa, Chordata, Aves, Falconiformes, Falconidae.